CUGAUAAUUUGAAUGAAAACAAAGGGGCGCCAAAAAGCAUGAAACAGAAAGGUCGACUUUCGUCGCCGCCAUGCUCCGGUUUCUCUUCCCACCGUAUAUUCAAACUCCCAAUCGUAUUGCCAGCAACUCAUCACUUGCUUUCACUUCAUUGGCCACGUACGCCACCAAUCAACUUCUUUGCAAACCUCAAAACCUCGAUCCCUUAAUCAACCCUUCUCUUCCUUCUCUGACCCCAUUGGACUUGAUUAAUCACUAUAAAUCAUCUCAAUCUGGAGUUUCCUCUCCAUCAUUCUCAGCGCCAACUUUCGAGCUAUGCGAAUCUUUGGUUACUCGGUACAAAUAUGCUAGUAGCUUAACCGACGCAAAAGAGUUUCAAUUGCUGAUUUUAAAACAUGGGUUUUAUGGAUAUUUGUACUUGUCGAACACCCUUAUUAAUGUGUAUGUAAGAGCUGGUGAUUUAUUGUCUGCGCGAAAAGUGUUCGACGAAAUGUGUGAGAGGAAUCCUGUUACAUGGGCUUGCUUGAUUUCAGGGUAUAGCCAAAGUGGGAUGCCCAAUGAGGCGUGUGGGGCUUUUAAAGAGAUGAUUUCUAUGGGUUUUUGGCCUACUCAUUAUGCCUUUGGCAGUGUUCUUCGAGCUUGUCAGGAGCUCGGAUCCUGUGGUCUUCAAUUUGGUUUGCAAAUCCAUGUGAUUUCAAAAUCUCAGUAUUCGUUUGAUGUAGUUGUUUGUAAUGUGCUGAUAUCAAUGUAUGGGAGUUGUUUGGGGUGUGUUUCUGAUGCUCGUCGCAUUUUUGAUAAUUUACAGGUUAAAAAUUCAGUAUCUUGGAACAGUGUUAUAUCAGUUUAUUCACAAACUGGAGAUGCAGUGGCUGCAUUCAAGUUGUUUUCAAGGAUGCAAACAGAGGGCAUAGAAUUCAGUUUCAAGCCUAAUGAAUAUACAUUUGGGAGUUUGAUAACUGCUACUUGUUCUUCCAUUGACUUCGGUUUCUCUUUGCUCGACCAAAUGCUUAGUAGGAUUACAAAGUCUGGGUUCCUUUCAGAUCUCUACGUGGGUAGUGCUUUGGUGAGUGGAUUUGCAAGGUUUGGUUUAACUAACUAUGCUAUGAAGAUUUUUGGGCAAAUGAGUCAGAGGAACGCGAUCUCUAUGAAUGGUUUGAUGGUUGGAUUGGUAAGGCAGAAAUGUGGUGAAGAAGCAACUGAAGUUUUUAGGGAGACGAUGAACUUGGUUGAUAUAAAUUUUGAUUCUUAUGUUAUUCUAUUAAGUUCUUUUGCUGAAUUUACCAAGUCAGAACAAGGGAGAAAAAAAGGUAGAGAAGUUCAUGGUUAUUUAGUUCGUAGGGGCUUAAACGACACAGUUGUUGCAAUUGGAAAUGGACUUAUUAACAUGUAUGCUAAAUGCGGUGAUAUUACUGCAGCUAGCUCUGUUUUUAAACUUAUGGUUAAUAAGGAUUUAGUCUCUUGGAAUACCAUGAUUUCUGGUCUUGACCAGAAUGAGUGUUUUGAAGAUGCUGUAACAAGCUUCGAUGCAUUGAGACGAACUGGAUUAAUGCCUUCGAAUUAUACGGUAAUAAGUGCUCUAAGUUCAUGUGCAAGCUUGGGCUGGAGCAUAAUCGGACAACAGGUACACUGUGAAGCUCUCAAAUUGGGACUUGAUCUGGAUGUUUCGGUAUCAAACGCUCUUCUUGCAUUAUAUGCAACUAUCAGAUGCCUUUCUGAAUGCAAGAACGUUUUCUCGUUGAUGCUGGGCCAUGAUCAAGUUUCAUGGAAUUCUGUGAUUGGAGCAUUAGCUGAUUCAGAGUCUUCAUUUUCAGAAGCAGUUAAAUACUUUUUGGACAUGAUGUGUUAUGGGUGGGUUCCUAACAGAAUAACCUUAAUGAACAUUCUUGCGGCAGCGUCAUCUCUUUCACUCAGUAAAUUGAACCAUCAGAUACACGCUCUAGCACUCAAACACGAACUUGCGAAUGACAGUUCCAUCGAGAAUGCACUUUUGGCGUGUUAUGGAAAAUGUGGUGAGAUGUAUGAAUGCGAGAAGAUCUUCUCCAGGAUGUCUGAGAGAAGAGACGAAGUUAGUUGGAAUUCCAUGAUUUCUGGGUACAUACAUAAUGAACUCUUGGACAAAGCGGUCAAUUUAGUCUGGUUUAUGAUGGAGAAGGGUCAAAAACUGGAUGGUUUCACUUUCGCAACUGUUCUAAGCGCCUGUGCUUCAGUUGCAACAUUAGAGCGUGGCAUGGAAGUUCAUGCUUGUUCCAUAAGAGCUUGUUUAGAAUCUGAUGUUGUAGUUGGAAGUGCAAUUGUUGACAUGUACUCAAAAAGUGGAAGGAUAGAUUAUGCUUCGAGAUUUUUUAAUAUGAUGCCGGUAACGAACGUAUAUUCUUGGAAUUCUAUGAUAUCAGGCUACGCUCGUCAUGGACAUGGAGACAAAGCUCUUGAGCUCUUUAAGCGUAUGAAGCUAGAUGGUCAAUUGCCGGAUCACGUAACGUUUGUUGUCUUAUCGGCUUGUAGCCAUGUGGGAUUGGUCAAUGAAGGAUUUUCUCAUUUCAACUCUAUGAAGGAAGUGUAUGGUUUGACUCCCAAGAUGGAACAUUUUUCAUGUAUUGGAUCUCCUCGGCGAGCUGGUGAACUUGACAAAAUAGAAGAUUUUCUCAAUACCAUGCCGAUUAAGCCUAAUGUUCUUAUUUGGAGGACAAUCUUAGCUUGCUGCAGAACAAACGGUCAGAAGACGGAGUUGGGUCAGAAGGCAGCUGAGAUGCUCCUUGACUUGGAACCUCAAAAUGCAGUGAACUAUGUCCUUCUUGCUAACAUGUAUGCUUCAGGGGGAAAGUGGGAUGGUGUAGCAGAGGCCAGGGUGGCGAUGAGAAGGGACGCAAAGAAAGAAGCUGGUUGUAGUUGGGUCACGAUGAAAGACGGCAUCCACGUAUUCGUGGCAGGUGAUAAGUCGCACCCGGAUACUGAUUUGAUCUAUGCAAAACUCAAGGAACUUAACCGAAAAAUGAGAGAUGCUGGAUACGUUCCACAGACAAGAUUCGCAUUGUACGACUUGGAACAUGAGAGUAAAGAGGAACUCCUUGGCUACCACAGUGAGAAACUUGCAGUUGCAUUUGUUCUCACACGCUAUUCCAGAUUACCAAUCAGGAUAAUGAAAAACCUUCGUGUUUGCGGGGAUUGUCACGUGGCAUUUAAGUAUAUAUCAAAGAUCGUCAGUAGGCUAAUUAUACUUCGGGACUCGAACAGAUUUCAUCAUUUUGAAGAUGGCAAGUGUUCCUGCGGCGAUUACUGGUAACAGACUAUGCUGCCUAUUAAAAGUUCGUACCUGAGUUUGAUACAUACCUGAUUUACCGGAAUAUGAAUCAGUCGGUCAAUUCUCGUUUAGUUAGCUCACAGCAUGGAGAUAUCGGAGUUGAGUUCAGUAUGUUCUAUUUUCUCGAGAGGAAUAGAGGUUCGGAGUUCCCUUCAGAACU
This is a messenger RNA of Hibiscus syriacus, 3455 nucleotides long. Its product is annotated as putative pentatricopeptide repeat-containing protein At5g09950. Gene Ontology annotation, biological process: RNA modification. The record is from RefSeq and is a predicted model, not a curated record. NCBI's taxonomy places the organism in Eukaryota, Viridiplantae, Streptophyta, Magnoliopsida, Malvales, Malvaceae. Gene Ontology annotation, molecular function: zinc ion binding; RNA binding; protein binding.